AAGGACAGAAGCUGAGCUAUAUCAUUAUUAUCCUAAUAUCUUUUUACGAUGACUCUAAAAUGGUGGUCAUCAUAAAGAGUAUUUGUAUUUAGAUAUGGAUUUGUUAAAUGUUACACAUUAACUAUUAUUUAUUUAUAAAAAUUUUUUUUUAAAAUCCUUUUGUGUAGUUAGUGUAAUUUAUUAGCAGAGUGCCUGUUAUAUUGAUUAAAAAAUGUCGUCAGAUGAUGAAAAACCCCCCGCACCACCAGUUCGUUUGACAUCCAAUAGAAGUACUGAUCUUGUCAAUAGUUCUAUUGCUGUGGAUAGGCCCCUUCCCAAGGAACCUGAAGAUUUGGAUAAGAAAAAGAAAAAUCUUAAAUCAAAAAAGACCCAUAAACUUUCUACAUAUGCUUCUGAUAAACCUAAUAUUUCCUAUCCUACUAACUUUGAACAUACAGUACAUGUUGGAUUUGAUCCCAUUUCUGGAGAAUUUACAGGAAUGCCUGAAGCAUGGUCCCGUUUAUUAAUGAAUUCAAAUAUCAGCAAACAAGAACAGAAGAAUAAUCCACAAGCUGUUUUAGAUGUCCUGAAUUGGUAUGAUACGAGUUCCAAAGAGCCUCCUAAUACUAAAUAUAUGACCAAAACUGCCACUACACAUUCUGGUGGUUCAACAUUAAGUAGAGUUUCUAGUUCAAGUCCGAGUAGUACUACACCAACAGAGGGUGAUAUAGGCCCCCAAUCUUAUCAUAGUCCUGCACAUAUUGCAAGUUCCGAAAUUGAAGAUGAAGCUCCACCUCCACCAAUUACAAGUCGGCCCGAGCGUACAAAAAGUAUUUAUACAAAACCAAUUGAAGAAGUUCAGCCCAUUAACACAGGUAAUGGCACGCCUCCACAAGGACUCAGUCCAUCUCAUCUUCCUACCCCAGCACUCGCUAGUACCAAUUCUACUAUUAAUAGUUCACCUUCGGCACCUGUAUUUGAUAAAAAUAAAAAUCAAGCUGGUUCUGAAAUGUCAAGAGCAGCUUCAGAGAAAAGAAAGAAAAAAAUGACUGAUGAAGAAAUAUUAGAAAAAUUGAGAAGUAUAGUAUCUGUUGGAGAUCCAAACCGGAAGUAUACUAAAUUAGACAAAAUUGGACAGGGAGCUUCUGGUACAGUUUAUACAGCAAUAGAAACUGCUACUGGUAUGGAGGUAGCUAUUAAACAAAUGAACCUUUCACAACAGCCUAAGAAAGAAUUGAUAAUAAACGAAAUACUAGUAAUGCGAGAAAACAAACAUGGAAAUGUCGUUAAUUAUUUAGACAGUUAUUUAGUGAACGAGGAACUCUGGGUAGUUAUGGAGUAUUUACCUGGUGGAUCAUUGACUGAUGUAGUAACAGAAACAUGCAUGGACGAGGGACAAAUCGCAGCAGUCUGUAGAGAAGUUUUACAAGCCUUGGACUUUCUUCACUCUAAUCAAGUGAUUCACAGGGAUAUCAAGUCUGACAAUAUAUUGCUAGGUCUCGAUGGUUCUGUUAAAUUAACGGAUUUUGGUUUCUGUGCUCAAAUUAGUCCAGAACAAUCGAAGAGAACUACAAUGGUCGGUACACCUUAUUGGAUGGCACCAGAAGUUGUUACUAGAAAGCAAUAUGGGCCUAAGGUCGAUGUAUGGUCGUUAGGGAUAAUGGCGAUAGAAAUGAUAGAGGGAGAGCCUCCUUAUUUAAAUGAAAAUCCACUCAGAGCCCUUUAUCUUAUUGCCACUAAUGGUAAACCUGAUAUUAAAGAAAAAGAAAAAUUAUCGACGGUAUUUCAAGACUUUUUAGACAAUUGUUUGGCAGUUGAAGUGGAUAAAAGGUCAUCAGCUAGGGAUUUAUUAAAGCAUCCAUUUUUAAAGUUGGCGCGCCCACUAGCAAGUCUCACGCCACUAAUUUUAGCAGCCAAAGAUGCCGCCAAACAACACUAGCGGUAAUAUCGAUCUUUAACGAAUGCCCUUGUAACUAUCCCUAUGAUGAACAAUACAAUAAGGGAAAUUUAAUUUUAUAUUUUUGACAUUUAACGGAACUUUAGGCAAAUGUCAUUUCGUUUUCAUUACUAUGUACUAUAGCUUUAUUUAAGCAGUAUUAAUUUGCGUCAAAUGCGAUUUUAAAGUGGGUUAAUCCAUUUAAAAAUAUAAAUUUGUAAUUCGUUUCAUCCCUACUAUAGUAAUUAAUUAAAAAAAAAACUAUUUUCUUGUGAUGUUUUACAACACUAUUUUCACAGACUAUGACAUAAUUGUCACUAUAUUCUGUUUGACAUUGCUUUUUCAAACGUUCAUCUGAUGAUGAUGAUACUAAUAUAAUAAAUACUUAUGUAUAUUUGAAUCGAUCAGGGUUUAGUUCAGAGAGUCUGGCAAAAGUGGCUUCUGUUUUUGUAGUUAUGUAUUGAAUUAACGUCUAAUCACUUUGACUUGAGAUCAAUAUAAAGACAAUUACCUGUAACCGACAAUUUAUUUUCAAAACAAAGUUUUAGACAUUUGGCUAGAUUACCGUAAUAAUUAAAGAGAAUGAUACUCUAAGAACAAUACCCCAUGUUACUAGGAAUUGCAAUUUUUUAGACCUUGUAUUAUACAUGUAUAGGUAGUAAUAGUAGUGUCGAUCUUUAUAAUUGAUUAAAAUGCUUUGCAUUUCUAGUAAUAUAGGUUGUAAUAUAUAUUUACAUAUAGUUAAAGUUAUAAAUAAAAGGUGGUCAGACGAAAAUGAAGACGUGUCAACAGGACAUGUAUCAAUAUACUCUAUUAUGUUAUAUGAACGCUCCCACUCGACAUAUUUGCUUGGAAUUGGAAUAAUUUGGAAUAUUUUCGAAAGUAUUUUAUGUCUCAUGUUUUAUUUUGCAAUUUUUAUCGAUAAACACAUAUCAAUCACACUUGUUAGAAGCUCAGUUUUCAGUAAUACGUAAAAGACAAAUCGUUUUAGUUUAGGAUCCAUAAUUUUGUAUGACAUUUCUCUAUUUUAUAGAGUAACUAAUAAUGAAACGUUUACAAUGUUUUAUCACUGUUAAUCAAUUAUUAUUCAACAUUCCCAAUUAACAUGCGGGUAAGUGAAUACAAAUAAUACCAAUAUACAAUAUUUCACUCUUUCAACGUUGCCAAUUUCUACUUAGGUAAUGUCUUAUCAGAGAGGUGGCACUGCUGGGUUUUGCCCAUCAGUUUGUCUUACAACAAAUUUUGUAAAUGUAAAACUAAUUGAAAUUUUGUAGCUGUAAGUCAAGUUGAAUGGAUUCCAUUACAAUGAGACCAAUUGAACGAGUUGCUUAAUGAAGUAUCAGAAUAAAUAAUAGAAUUGAAAAAGUAUUUUUUUCAGAUUUUUCUGUGAUAAACAACUGAUUAAUGUAUAGCUAAGUGUUGUCGCUUUUUGAAAAAAUUUUUAGAAAGACUGGUACUGGGAAGCGUACUCCUUUUUCCUAUCCUUUGAAUUAUUUUGACUGAAUCUGAAUCCUGUGAUAUUUUAUUUUACACAAAGACUCGAUGACGUAGAAUUCGUGUUACAGAAUUUACAUGAACGUAGGAAUAUCAGUGUAAAAUGGAAAAUCUGCUUAUUCCAAUCUAUCAGUGUAAAUUCCAAUUUGUUAUUUUAACUAGCCAGGAGCGUUCAUCUACAAAUGGUGGUGCUGUUCUUGAUGAUAACAUUUUAUUAUGUGUGGCUACCUUUUGAAUAAGCAUUUAGCAGGUUAAGUUCAACAAAGUAGCAUAAAUACCCAAAUAAUAUCAACCGUGACCUAUUUUAAUAAAAUUACUAAUAAUUUUAUGAAAAAAUGAGAUAACAACAAAUAAAAAUGCAUUAUAUUUGAGAUUUGAAACCAGUUUAUGCUUUGAGUUGGGUUUUUUUCUUUCUUAAAAAAUUUGACACAAUCUCAACAAUACUCGACUAAUUACGUUUAUAUAUCAACUUUAUACAUAGAUGGAAUCAUGGAAAUUAGUAUUAAAGUUUUUGAAAGUAAGCAUUUAAUGAUUUAUUAACAGUAUUAAUAAGAUAUUUGAUUUAUAAGAUAAGUUGUCAAAGUGCCAAGUUGUUGAACUCAUCCAGCGUUGCAUUGACAGGAAACUGUGCCUAAUUUCACUUUAAUUGUAACGUUCUGAGUUUAUUUGCGUCCAGUUUUUAAGAUACAAUUUUGUCUUUGAAACAUUCGACUCAUUUUUUUAUAACGCUGUUUUAUCGGGGAUAGUAUUAUAAUUUUUUAUAUAUACUGAAAAAUAUUUAUAUCAAAUGUAAUUUUAGUGGCCAUAAUAAUGUUUUAAACAUUUUUUUUUAAAUUUAUGUCAGCGAAUGUAUUGGUGUCCGUACCUUUUGCCCCACCUCAUAAAAACAAGGAAAUUAAAAAUUUUUACACAUUUCAAACUAAAGUUCAGAUGAUCAGAUAUGCAAAGUUGUAGAGAGACAGAAAUAUUUGUGUUUUAUGGCCAGGACUUAAUAACCCUGUGUCCAUCCUACAAGGGCCGAAAUUUUAUUUUUGUUACUCCCGAAGUUGAUUGUAACAUUUAACAGAAGUUUAAAUGGACAAUUCAAAAAGACACUGUCCUAAAUUGGAAGUUUUUUUCUCAAGUUUCAAGAAUGACUGUAUUUAUAUGUAUAUAACUGCUUCCAUAUAUAUUUUUAAGAUCGCAUAAAUACUGUUUUUUGUCAACGACAUUGUACUGACAAUACUACAAUGCUAAAUCCUUUUAUCAAAUAGUGUUCUUUCAAAAUUUGACUUGUUUCCUUAUUAAUUACGAUGAAUUCUAAAUCAUUUUCGACGUUUUCAAAUGAUUUUUAUCUGGGAGUUAAAUUUAUUAUCGGGCAAAAAAUACGGACUGGACUGAUUACUUAUUAAGCUUUUAGUUUGUGUAUACUUUUAAGCUAUGCUUUUGAUUAUUAUUUAGUUAUUUGCAGAAACCACGAGGGCGUUCAUUUCUACGUUUUAUUAGAUAUAAAUAUAUUCACGAAACUGAAACAUUUUAGUUGGCUAAACAUUUAAAAUUUAAAAUUGAAGACUCAAAUAAGCAAGACGUUAGUAUCUGAUUGACUGUUAAGGAAAUAAAAAUCGAUAACUUUGCCCGAACAUAAUUAAUACCAGCUACAUCAGUUUGUUAGCCACUCAUUCUAAAUACUUGGUUAACAAUUACUUGGUUGAAUUUCCUAAUUUAGAGGAGAUUCAAUGUAAUCUCCUUGGUUAGUUGUACACUGGAGGAGUAGUUGUUAUUAUACUUGAAUGACUUUGAACUGUAACGUUUUCCGUAGAAUCCAAAUGACAUUUUUCAAUUUCAAAAAUCAAAGUCACAAGGAGUUAAAUCAGGGUUGAUAUCAAAAGAUUAACGAACAAGUUUCUUCGAUUUUCAUUUUGUUUAGUUGUGAGGUUCUUCGCCGUUAUUUUGGCACUACUAAGUUGGAUUUUCUAGUUGAAGUGUUCAAAAACCAUAAGUUUCUUAUCAAAAUCCACAUCUGACAGUGUAAUUGUGAGUGUUUAUGUAGUGGUAGUGUAAACAGUGUGUUCAGUAUUUGGAACCACUGUUUGCAAAUAUUGCGUAGUAUAUUUCAAAUAGCUCUCUGCUUUUGCUUUCUAAUCAGCAUGCGUUUGGAUCUGUACACUUUACGCAUAAUUCUUAAUUCCUAAACGCAUAAUAUGUAACCACUUCUUAAAAACUCUAUUCUCUCAAGAGCUCUAACAUUUUAACGUUUUUUUGGAACAUACAACACUAUUUAAUAAGAAAUUUCGAAAAUGGAACAUAAUGUGAAAUUUCGUGAAUGUAUUUACGAGUUAUGUAACUAUAAAAAAUUGACAAAGGAAUAUUAUUUUUGAAGCCUUUAUAUAUAUUCUAUUUGCUUUGAAAAAAUGCUUGUGUGUUAAUUUCGACAGAUUUGUCGCUUGCUCAAAAAUUUAUUAUUAUUUAAAUGAUAACGAACGUAUUGUUGUUAUUGUAUACUUUCACCCCGCUGAGAAUACCGGUGCAGAAAAGAAAAUUUUCGCAUCUACUAUUAUUGUGUAUUUUAUUCUUUCUGUACUUGUUUUAUUUUGCUGGUUGGUAUUAAAUUAUUAUUUUUCUUAUACGAUGUAGCGAAUGAAUCUAUUUUUCUUUUAGAUAAAUGUAUUAUAUUGAAGUAAUUUACAUAAUAAUCGUUUUUCUUUUCCAAUUUUUUUACAAAUAAACAAAUAUAUUACAUUUUAACGUGCAUAAACUGGAACCGCAAGGUCAUGAUUACAUUUAUCUUGAAACAAAGUUGUUUUGUACUCAUAUAUAGUAAUUCAAUUUUUGUUACUAUCAUUUAUUUAAUGAAAUCUCGAGAUGUCAUGUGUAGAAAAAUCUUUGAUUGCCAUUAAUUAAUGAGAGUUCUCAUGUUGACCUGUUUUAUUUGUGUUUUAUACAUUCCAUUGAUUCAACUUCUUUCUUAGUGUGUGUCAUUUUCUCUUUUUUUGUCCAUUUGUUAAGAUUCACAUUUUGUAUGUAUUUGUCAUUAUUUCAUAUUUUAAACACAUUUAACUCUAAUAAUUUUGAAGAAAUUUUACAAUUUUCAACAAACCUCAAAUCAAUCUACAGAAUUGAGAUUUCACUUUCAAUUCUGACGUGUGAAUUGGUGCAUUGUCUAUGAGUAAGAGCUGGGAUAAAAACGUUCAGUCACAAAAAAUUUCAUCCGGGACUUUUUUUGAUUUUUGUAUAAAACAGGAAGCUUGCUUAUGAGCUUAAAAUAUCUAGACCGCUUUGCUUUCCCAGUAAUAAGCAGCGAGAGCCUGUGAUCACCAGUAGAGUUAGCGCAAACCAUGGUUGUAAUGCGGGAUUUGCUUUGUACUCAGGCUCUGCAAUUUCCAAAAGGGAAACAAGUAACUUGGUUGGCAGCUUUUUUCAAUUGAGACCUGUUUCGUCCGUAUUGUAAAUGUUCUUGGGUUCAAAACCUUUGCUUUGCUUAAUUUCUACUAUUCAUAUCAAACAUAAUUUAUUAGUCUAAGGUCACAUGUAAAAAUUGAUAUAAUAAUAAAUAUAAAGAGAUAAAAGUGAUAUAAAAUAAUGAGAAACUCACCUGUCCAAACAUGAACUACAAAUGUAUUUCUUUUUGUUCUUGGACCCUGAGCACAGGUCAUGAGACCAUGAAGCACAUUCCGUUCAUUUCACCCGCUUUUUGCCGCUUCGAUCUUGAGACAAGUUUUAUGUUUCAUAUAGGGCACUCUUCAUUUUCUUCAGUAUUGCUGGAUUCACUACAAGGAAUUUCUAGCUGAGCUCUUUUAACUGGUGGAUGUUUCUGUUUUAAUGAAGUAGGCUUGAAAUUAAGUUUUUUACCUUUGAUACUUUGAUAUCCUUUUUUCCCUGAGACUCCCGAAUUUUUACAGUGGUCUUCUGAAUCUGUUUGCUGGUUGAGAUUUGUUCCAAUGGAGUUGAGUCCUUGGAAGAGCUGUCUAAAAUCUUCAGGGCCACACACCUUUUUUAAAGCUGUUUACUGCAGUUUUUUCAACUGCUGCUCGUUCGGAGGCUUAAUUAAGCAACCGAGCUACCUGCAUGUUCGUAACUAUCCUACCAGGGUGGUUACAGAGCCAAUUUUCUAUCGCCUGAGCAUAGAAUGUCUUGAAGGGUGUUGAAUGUGGUAGCAAGCACAAGAUCGAGCAACUCUGAGAAACUUAGAGGGACGAUAUAUAUACCUUAUACACACUAGUUUUUUGCUUUUCUUUUAGUUCUAUUUUCAUUAUUUUUUUAUGACAUUACCCGUUUAACUGUGACUUAAGUUUUGGCUUUAUUUUAUCAUUUUCUACUGCAUAUAUAGGUGAAGUGUUUUUUUUUUCAAGCUUUUUUCGUUAUUAUAUCAUUAAUUUGCUUCGUUUACUUUGCACUUCUCAUUCUGACCCACAUACUUUUUAUUUUUUUUAACGUUGAUCUUGUUGAGUUCUAAUGUUCUGCGCCAUUUUUUGCAAAGUAAACAAUUUUGACAAAAAGCUGGAUCUUCUUUUUAUAAAUUUUAAUAAUCGUUUUUAAACAUAAAAUUAAUUACAAAACAAGUUUAUCUCGAGAUUUUAUCCAAUUUACAUGAAUAUGAAUGAAUUAAAAUAUAUAUAAAUGAGUUAUUUAAAUAAUUUGUGUAAAGUUCAUUAAUUCAAACGCGGAAUUUGAAAAAAAAAUAUAUAGUAUGAUUGAUAGAAUGGCUGUAUAAUUACUAUAGGUAUUUUUGCACUAGUAUUUAUGAUAAAAAAAUGUGAUUGCGUAGAUAUAUUGUUGCCAAUAAAAGAUAUAGCGAGUGGAUAAUAAAUCAUUUUUUAAGUA
Messenger RNA from Diorhabda sublineata, 8209 nucleotides. It is a transcript of the gene Pak, whose product is annotated as serine/threonine-protein kinase Pak. Gene Ontology annotation, cellular component: cytoplasm. The transcript is spliced from 10 exons. Gene Ontology annotation, biological process: intracellular signal transduction; regulation of MAPK cascade; regulation of axonogenesis. Bases 212 to 1918 code for a protein of 568 amino acids. NCBI's taxonomy places the organism in Eukaryota, Metazoa, Arthropoda, Insecta, Coleoptera, Chrysomelidae. Gene Ontology annotation, molecular function: protein serine/threonine kinase activity; ATP binding. The record is from RefSeq and is a predicted model, not a curated record.